CCUCUUCUACUUUGGUCUCAUCAUUUUUGCUUCUUGCCCUUCUCCGGCUUGCCUGCCUACUCCCUCCAGGACGCCUGGCGUGUAGAAUCGGCCCGGCCACCGGAUCUGGUCAAGCCGUCCGUCAGCGGUGAGGGCACUUUGAACAGUUUUGACCUCUCCACAACCGUUGCCCCAUCGCCAGCCCACUCGGUCCCUCGGACGACGACCCUACCAACAUUGUCGACUGGCGAUCCGACCCACCGACACACCAGACACCGACCCAACACCAUGACUACACCAACACCGACACCAACAGCAAUGUCGAAGGUGACAUCACAGUUGGCGUUUACCUCGACAACGUCGUCUGGCCCCGUGGCCGACGUGGGCCAAUGGUUCGCCGGCUCUCUGUUGCCAUCGCGAUCGCAGCAAGCGAGCUUGAGUCGAAUGUCUCCCGUCCUCUCUGAGUCCGUCCCUGCUGCCACCACGACACGCUACUCAGUCCAGGGCCCGGCCAGCGUCUCGGUCUGCCCACCGGCUGCCUUUGAGUUUUUCUCCACCAUUCACACCGCCAACUCAACCGGUCGUCUUCACCCUUCCCCAGCCAUUUUGUAUGGCUUCUUUUGUGUCGCCAUGCCUACCUGUUCACGCUCAUCGCGCUUGAUAUGUGGCUGUACCAUGCGCCUCGCCUGUGGCGUCCUGUAA
Molecule: messenger RNA, 681 nt
Organism: Protopolystoma xenopodis
Lineage: Eukaryota; Metazoa; Platyhelminthes; Monogenea; Polystomatidea; Polystomatidae
Source: the annotation of a GenBank genome assembly